This is a messenger RNA of Cetraspora pellucida, 513 nucleotides long. The record is from the annotation of a GenBank genome assembly. Lineage: Eukaryota; Fungi; Glomeromycota; Glomeromycetes; Diversisporales; Gigasporaceae.
AUGUCUUCUAAUCAACAUACCACUCGUGCUCGAGAUUCUGGAGUAUUCGUUGACCUUGACCUUGACAUCGACAUUAGUGAAAAAAUUUGCACAUCUUAUAGCCAUUAUUUAGGAUUUGACGUCCCGACAAAAAAAUCGAAUCGCAAGGAACCUGAAUACGAACCUUUUUUCACCACAUAUUCUCUAGAAGUAGUCUUACCACCAAAGAUGGCACCGAACACACAAAUUCCAUUUUCUGGCUACCUUGGUCUUCAAACAUCACCCAAGCCGAUAAAACGUGAACAUAAACGACCACAACGCAAAACCUCAUUUUACUUUGUUAAUUUGAACGACUCUGCACCACAUGAUGAUGAUACUGAGCCUAUAAAAAAUGAAAAUAUUAAGACUACUUCAGAAGUUUCACCUAUAAAAGACCGAGUUAUAGAAUCACCUUGUAUUUUACAAGCAAAUCGUACUAUCCAAUUAUUAAGAGAGACACGUCAUAAAAUUGCCGCAAUGCGUAAACGCAACUAA